Messenger RNA from Fulvia fulva, 1806 nucleotides. RefSeq names its product Altered inheritance of mitochondria protein 9, mitochondrial. Gene Ontology annotation, cellular component: mitochondrion. Bases 1 to 1806 code for a protein of 601 amino acids. Lineage: Eukaryota; Fungi; Ascomycota; Dothideomycetes; Mycosphaerellales; Mycosphaerellaceae. The transcript is spliced from 5 exons. The record is from RefSeq and is a predicted model, not a curated record.
AUGGCGGCGCUGCGUCCCAGCGCGAGUAAUACUCUCAGCAGACUACUGUCGCGACCUGCACGACAUCUGACUCUGCCCUCGCACAUCACUGUAAGGUAUCGCCGCCACGCCACUAAAUCUUCUUCAAGCACCUUCACCCGACCGAAGACUCAAUUCGAGUCACUUUACCACUAUGAUAGCGGCCGCUGGCUUUGGAACGAGGAGGAACAGCUACGCAAGCGAUACUCACCGUUCAAUGUGUCCGGACUCGAGAAGGUGGUAGCACAGGCGGCAGGCGUGACAUCAUGCAAGCUACUGGGGAAGGGCGAUGAAGGCAACUACAACAAAGCAAUGGCGUGCAAGUUACCCGACGGCUCUGUUGUCGUUGCGUGCAUCCCAACUCCUCAUGCUGGCGCACCUUUCCUCACGACAGCAUCUGAGGUCGCCACGAUAGAAUUCGUCCGCACCGUCCUCGACAUCCCUGUGCCCAAAGUGCUGGCAUGGAGUGCGACCAAGGACAACCCUGUGGAGAGUGAGUACAUCGUGAUGGAGAAAGUGAAGGGCGAGCAGCUCGGUGUCGUGUGGGACGACAUGGGGAUGGAUGAGAAGCGUCGGAUUGUAGAAGACCUGGUCGACAUCCAGGUCAAGUUGCUAUCUGUGCCGUUUGAGCGAUUCGGAUCUCUGUACUAUCGGGAUCAUGUACCCAACAACGCGAUCACGGUGCAACUGCAGGGCACCAAUCUUGACGAAGAAGUGAAGCUGUGGAUAGAGAAGACGUUCUGCAUAGGACCCAUGUCUGGACCUGACGUUCACUUCUCCGGACGGAGUAGUGUGCGCAUGGAUGUUGGACCAUGCGCCACAGCCACAGAGUAUCUUCAAGCUAUUGCGAAGAGAGAGAGAGAGUGGCUUUCGAAGUACGCUGAUCCUGAGCGUCCACCUACCAGGUUCCUCAGCCCGGGCGUAGAACACUCCGACUGCGACAACGAGCCGAAUGCUCACAUAGAGCUGUACCGACAGUUUCACGACAUCGUACCGCACUUAUUCAAUCCCGCGAAGGGACUCGAUCGAGCCACCUUGUGGCAUCAACACCUUGACCUCGAAAGCAUCUUCGUGGAGGAUGGGCAUAUUUCUGGCAUCCUCGGCUGGCAGCACACCCGUAUCAUACCACUCCGACCACUUGCCAGUUUGCCACGUCUCGUGGAGUGCAGGAAUGAGGUGCAGCUGAACUUCCCAGAAGAUUACCACCAGAUGCAAAACGAAGAGAAGCCGCCGAUCCCAUUAGAAGUACGGCUACCAAAGAUCUUACACGAAGCGGAAGAUGUGGAGGUCAAGAGGGUGAUCAAGAAUCGGACGCACAAGGCCCUGACUCUGAUCCAUUACCUGGAUGUUUGCCACACGAAGUGCCCGGAUUUCGCCAAGUGGCUUGAUCGUGAUGAGUACGGGCUAUUGCGAGAUCUUAUGGUUGUUCUUCAGGAACCGACGUGGAACCGUCAAGACCUGAGCCUCCUUAAGCACUGCCUGAUCAGAUUGCAGCAGCGAUGGUCCGACAUUGUGGGCGAGGAGGUACCGUGUCCUCUUAAGUUCACUGAAGAUGACACGGAACAGGUCAUGAAAGAUGUUCUGGACUACAACAAGAUCGCCGAUGUAUGGGAUAUCCUUCCAAUUUGGCGGAGUGGCUUUUGUAGCCAUGAGCAGUACGAUCAGUGGCUCGAGACCUUUCGCAAGCAGCGUGAAGAGAGCAUGGAGAGCGAUGAUCAGGAAGUACGGGAGGUAGCUGCUCGAGGCAUGGCCUGGGUGCUGGAUAGCAAGUUGACUGCCGAGGAGUGA